UCGUGCCGUUCACAGCUAUUAUGCAAGGAGCCUCGAUCUUUUGUUAACGCGUUACAAACGUUUAUUUUAAUAGUAUUCGAAUGCAGAAGUGCAGACACUUGAUAUAGUAAGUUUCAUGCACUGUCACUUUUUGGCUUUGGACCUCAAUAAUUUUUCAAGAGAUCCUAAUAUUCCCCAUGAUCAUCAGUAUCGGUUCACACAUUUGGGCGUGUUCAUAUAAAGUACGGCUUUUAUUGCAUUAUAUUCAUGAAUUAUGCUGAGCGACUCGUUUGCACUUCGUCUUGAAUCACGCGUGGAAAAUAAAUCUGUGAAGAUAAACCGAUCCAAACAAGCUCUAUGGAAGAAGAGUGGACCAAAUGUGCACAAUAAAACAAAUAAAACAACAGGACACAUCAACAAAAGCAGCUCUAAACCUCUGUUAACCAGCCAUGACGAUUGUAAAGCAGCUCAGACUAAACCAACCACCAAUAAACUGUUCAAGUCCAAAACAGUAUGUGUCGAGCGAGGAAGUCAGUCCAGCAGACCAUCUGUGAACCUGAACAACCAAAGAUCAAGGAGCAAUACUCCGCAUGCUAAAACACACAAGACACACACAGAGAACAACAUGCUGACCCCAGCUGAGGGAAUCAGAAACAUUUGCUCUCCUGAGCCCUCCUCAGAUGCCCAGAAGGCAUAUGCCGGAGCCAAGUUCAGCGAGCCCCCUUCACCCAGCGUCCUUCCCAAACCGCCCCGUCACUGGGUGGGUGAGUAUGUUCAUCAUCAACAUGCUGCUGCGCAACACAACUGCAGUCAAGAGCAGAUUUCUGUGCAGCUGAAACCUUGCUGAAUGUCCAAGCAAAACCCUGAGAUGAAAUCUGAUCACAGAUGUGGACUUGAGAAACACAGGACUCCUUAGAAAAUGACAUGAACAAGUGUUUGCAGUUUGCAAAUGUGCAAUUGUGUUGGGUCAACCUUGAGUUGUUGAACUGCAAAAAAUGAAGACAUUUUUUUCAUGUUAUUUUAGCAUGUUUUGGUACUGAAGCUCAUUAAACUUGUAUCAUGGUAUUUUUUAAAUGUUGUGUUUAUGUAUUCACAGCAUGGAAUGGGUCAAGUCACGUGUAAGUCAUAUUUCAAGCCAAUAUCAAAAGAAAAAAAGAUUUUGUGUAAAGAAAAUGAAGGUGCAUUUUAAGACCAUUAAGAUUUGUUUUUGAAAUUUUUUAUGUGUAAUUCAAUUAUAAUUAAGAUUCUCAUUAUUUCUACUGUAUUAAAUCAAUACUGUAAUGCAAUGUGUUUUAUUUCUUCAAAUUAGCAUCAAUUAAAUUUAGUACAAGUACUAUCAAACUAAACUUUAUAGUGUCAUUACUGUUAUGAGGAUUCAACUAAUCAUAUCAAAUUUGUCACAUCAAUGCAAAAAUAGGCUUCAUUUUCUUUAUGCUGAAUAUAAUUUCUUUCUUUUGAUUUAUUUGUUUUUUGUGGUGAAAUAUGACCUGGACAUUUAUGGGAUUUGCACAGGACUGAAAAAUGAAUGAGACAUUUACAACUGUGUUUUGCUGGUGGUUCCAUGCCCAGAAUGCACUGCUUGUGUUGGAAAAUCCUGAUUUAGAACUAGAUGGGUUAUAAUGAGAAAAUGAUUGUUGUUGUUUUUUUUACCUUAUAUUGAUGCACUCUAGUCAGGAUGUACAAUCACUUGUGUUGGUUUUCAAGCACUGAUUAAAUAUGUCUCUAUUUGUUUAUAACACUUUGUUUAUAACUGUCUGAAGCAUCAUUUUGCACAUGGUCUGUUAGUGUUGUGAUGUCAAGCUUGAUUUCCAUUUAAAGCAAUAGUUCUCCCAAAAAUAAAAAUUCUCUCAUCAUGUACUCAUUCCAUCCAAGAGGUGCAUGACUUUCUUCUGCAGAACGCAAAUUAAGAUUUUUAGAAGAAUCUUUCAGCUCUGUAGAUCUGUCCAAUGUAUGUAAGAGAAUGGUGCCCAAAACUUUGAAGCUCCAAAAAGGACAUCAAGUCAGCGUAAAAGUAAUCCAUAAGACUCCAGUUGUUUAAUCCAUGUCUUCUGAAGCAAUCUAAUCAGUUUUUAGUGAGAACAGACCAAAAUAUAACACUCCUUUUUCACUGUACAUUUUACCAUUGCAGUCUUUAGGCAGUAAUCGAGCUUGAAAUCAUGAUUGCCAAGAAGACCGCAGAUGUCAAUAUUUAUAGUGAAAAAGAAGUUAUAUUUUGGUCUGUUCUUAACCUAAAUUGAUUGUAUCGCUUCAGAAGGCAUGGAUUAAACCACUGGAGUCAUAUGGAUUACUUUUAUACUGACCUGAUGUACUUUUUGGAGCUUCAACGUUCUGCUCAUCGUUCACUUGCAUUUUAUGGAACAACAGCUCAAAUAUUCUAAAAAUCUUUGAGUUCUCCAGAAGAAAGUCAUACACAUCUGGGAUGGAAUGAGGAUUAGUAAAUGAUGAGAGAAUUUUCAUUUUUGGGUGAUAUGUUUUUUUCUUUUCCAACAAUUAUCAGUUGUAAUAUCUGCAUGAGUUAAAAAAGAAAGAAAAAACUAUGCAGGCUAAUACAGUUGUAAUGAUUCGUUUUAUCUUUUUUCUGAACUUACUGAAAUAAAGAUUGUUGGU
Messenger RNA from Xyrauchen texanus (razorback sucker), 2586 nucleotides. It is a transcript of the gene pnrc1, whose product is annotated as proline-rich nuclear receptor coactivator 1. NCBI's taxonomy places the organism in Eukaryota, Metazoa, Chordata, Actinopteri, Cypriniformes, Catostomidae. The record is from RefSeq and is a predicted model, not a curated record. The transcript is spliced from 2 exons. Gene Ontology annotation, cellular component: nucleus; P-body. Gene Ontology annotation, biological process: nuclear-transcribed mRNA catabolic process, nonsense-mediated decay. The coding region runs from base 254 to 826 and encodes 190 amino acids.